AUGUCGACGGCCCCUCUCAAAUCAACCGAGGUCGCGAGCGGUGACUCUCUCGCCAAGCAGCUUGCUGACAUUAUCGACAUCGAGGUCAAGGACGCAAAUUCAGUGAAGACCACCUCGGCCGAGGACACGGCAAGCAAGAUUGAUCAGCUCUUCCAGGAUUCGGUCGCCGCCAAUAGCGACGGCGCCGAGGACUUCCUCUACACCCUCUGGGACGUGGUGCUAGAGUCGGCCGUGACCAUCCCCGCAACAGACCAGCGUCUGCAGCAGCUCAUCGACGUCAUCAAAGCGCUUCAGAAGAAGAACACCGCCGAGGUUGAAAUUUGGGGUGCCAAGACUUCGGUAUGGAAGGAUUUGCCUAUGUUGGGCCCUGCACUGAGAGAGGCAUGGAACUUCAAGCCUGAACUCGAUGGCACGGAGGACCACGCAUCACUCCAGAAAUGGAUCUCGCUCAAUUCGUUUGCUGCGCGCAUCCUCGGCCACAAGAUCCAAUCUUCAUUUAACCUAGGGCUAUGGGAGCUGCGCGCCGGCCUGGAGGAAAAGCACCCGUCAGACGCGUCGCGCGACCUCCAUCUUAACACGACCAGUGAGUGGCUUUGGCACGCCGGCAACGAGCUGUACCGUCUGUCUUACAACGGCACCCUGAGCCAGGGAGAUGUGGACAUGACCAAGACGGGCAGCCUGGUCGCGGUGCCGACAAAGGGCCUGUCCAAAGAUCGCUGGACGUUUUGGAAAAAGCGCCUUGGCGAGCUGUCGUCCGAGAUGUCGUGUGCGGCCAAGGAAGAGGGCCUGAAGGAGAGAGUGGAUGGCGUGAUUCAGAAGAUGAGCACGAUCGAAAAGGGCGGAAGAUGA
Messenger RNA from Cordyceps fumosorosea ARSEF 2679, 849 nucleotides. RefSeq lists its product as hypothetical. The transcript has 2 exons. NCBI's taxonomy places the organism in Eukaryota, Fungi, Ascomycota, Sordariomycetes, Hypocreales, Cordycipitaceae. The record is from RefSeq and is a predicted model, not a curated record. The coding region runs from base 1 to 849 and encodes 282 amino acids.